CGUUCACAUGCAGUGUAACUCAUGCCUCACUUCGGCGCCAAAUGGCACAUGCUGCCCCCUGUUUGCUCAAGCAUCAACACGUUUGAUGCAAAUUCAAAACGCAUCUCAAAAGUCGUAUACCAGGCAGACCAUCCCCACAGCCGGCUAAGGACAACUAAUCAUGGCUCUCUCAUACGCAGGCAAUUUUCCGCUCAACAUCACUCAACCGGCCAUCAAUGUUUUCUUGUCCUCAAAGCAGGACGAUGGUCAGAUCGACGGUCUAGUCUACUGGCAAGUGGCCAACGGAUAUACAGCAAUCGCUCUGCAUGAGGCCUGGUCCAACACCUCGUCGAACACCGAUAUACUCGAAGAUCUCGUUUCGAAAGUCCAAAACGGACAACAGGACUGUAUCAAUGACUACAAUGACGACAGCAUGUGGUGGGCGAUCAGCUUGCUGGAAUUAUAUGAAGUGACGCAAAACAUCCAGCACCUGACGGUUGCUGGGGACAUCUGGAACCACGUCCGGAAUUCCGUGAUCGUCCCCGGCGAGCAUGCAGUGAACGGUGUUGACAUGGCGGGCGGAGUCAUCUGGACCAAUAAAACCGACGAGACGCAGGUCAACGCCAUCACUACGGGCUUGUUCUCUGAACUGUCAGCUAGGCUGUCACCGAAAUUCGAGGACGCUUCAGCUCGAGAAACACUCCUGGAAUAUGCAAUAAUCAGCCUGGAUUGGAUAUACCGUUGCCGCUACAUCGAGGACGACUAUCUUGUUUUGGACCACAUCAACCUUGCCACCAAUCAAACUGUUGAUUCGACCUUCACGUACAAUACUGGGCAGGCGAUCGCAGCCUCGAUUGCAAUAUACGAUGCAAUCAGGGCCAAUAGCAGCGAUCAGUUGUCGACUGCGCAGACCUUUCUGGACUUCGCAGGCAUGAUGGCGCUCUACUCCAUGAAUCGGACUAGCUGGGUCGACGGAGAUGGCACGCUCACCGAGCGAGACGCAUAUCCUGGUACCGGCGCCAACGCCACACCAGCCUGGGAGGAUUGUGACGGUCUUGGAUUCAAGGCCAUUCUCCUGCGGAAUCUGGCCAAGCUUUACAGGACUCUACGGCGUGACGGCGUCAAUUCGGAACUGCAGGGCAAGAUCAAGAGCUUUGUUGAACAUCAAUUCCGGAGUCUACAAGAUCGAAAUACCAACGGUCACGAUCAGUACGGACCGUGGUGGGCUGGACCAAUGGAUCUGGCAACAAGUCAUAGCCAACUCGCUGCGCUGGAUGUGAUGGCUGCUAUCCAUGGGGUACAAUGAUGCGACGGUGGCAUUAUGCAAGGUCCAUGUCUCUAGACCGGAGACUGGAGAGUACCAGGUCCUGUGCUGAGGGGUUCUGAAAGCGAGUCACGGAUUUCAGGAUAUUCCCUCGCACCUUCAUCUUCGCGACAGCCCCAUCAUCUACACAAGUAGAAGCUGGACGUUCUAAGUGAAACCAUAUAUUCCUUCACCAGCCGCCACCCACCGUUGAAAAAAUCAUCGCUGUGAGCCGACAAUUACUGCUUGCCUUUUGUAUGCAAGCUUCUUCUUCAACCGAUUGUUGCUACUCCAAAACCCACUCGGCAUUAUCUUCUAUCCUUCCAUCGGACAGUCUUUGAUUCUUUCCUCCGGAUCUGU
Molecule: messenger RNA, 1642 nt
Organism: Exophiala xenobiotica
Lineage: Eukaryota; Fungi; Ascomycota; Eurotiomycetes; Chaetothyriales; Herpotrichiellaceae
Exons: 1
Coding region: 161-1285 (374 amino acids)
Biological process (GO): carbohydrate metabolic process
Source: RefSeq, a predicted model, not a curated record